GACCUUAGGAACCUCAGGCGAGCUGCGAGGCGAGGCAGUCAGUCGCUCUCAGCUAUGACAUGCAUAACGCAUGAGAGCUAGCCGAUCUCUUAACAGUCCGUCUGUCUUUCUCUAUUUACUGUCUGUCUGUCCUUCUCUCUCUCUCCCUAGGCAAAUUUUUUUUUCCCCUCCGUGGGUGUUUAAUUACCGGUUUUUGUUUUUUGAAUCGCGAACCGGUAAAAGGAAAAUAAAAAAAAAAAGUGCUUCAAAAGGAGUUACAACACUGUGGAUGAGUGAUAACGUAGUGAGGUGCGUGUUUGGUGUAAUUCCGUUUGCGGGAGAUGUGCUACGAGGAUAGUGUUCUUUGAACUCUAGGGAUUUUUUCGGCGAAUGCGUGCUGUAGGGCACUUGAUAGAAAUUACCUCGAGGAGAGGUAUUUGGAGUUAGAGUGUUAGGAGUAGAUGGCUGCUACCACGUACAUGCCGGUUAGUAGUGCAGUUUCUUCUGACCUGGAUGGUGGUUCAGGUUCGACGAUCGGAAUGAACAUCGCCGUGGGUGGCUACUCGUCGGGCUCACCCCGGAGUGCAGCCGACGCUGGGGAAAUGAAGUACAUGCCCGCGCCGCAACAUCAUCAUCAUCACCAUCAUCAUCACCAGGUGAACUCGUCGCCAUCGCCAAAUGGACUAUCGCACUCGGCGGCGAGUUUGUCGUCGGCCAAUCCAUGGGUGCCGGAUCCUUGGGCCGCAUCGAUGGGCAUGCACCACACGACCCACCAUCCCCAUCACCAUCCGCAUCAGGCGAAUCUGGACGUGAAACCCCUAACCGCGGCGGCGACCGCCACAGAUCAGGGCAUGCACCAUAGAGGACCCCAUCAGUCGCCAGGAAUGGCGUCGCCACAUUCCUGGCACGCACCAGUGGUCCCCUCGGCCCACUACAACCCAUCCGGGGGCGCAGCGUCGCCAACUACGCUCCAACAGUCCGUGUACCAUGCGGCGAUGAACGGCAUGCUCCACCAGCAUCCCCAUCAGCACCCCCAUCAGCUCCACAAUCACCAGGCAGGGCUACCUCACCAUCUCCGCGACGCUCACAACCACAGUCCCCCCUCGGGCCAUCCUCUGCACGGCGGCCACCCCCUCGACAGGGACCACAGCGCCGGCGAGGAGGACACCCCGACCUCCGACGACCUCGAGGCCUUCGCCAAGCAAUUCAAGCAGAGGCGCAUCAAGCUCGGCUUCACUCAAGCCGACGUCGGCCUCGCCCUCGGCACCCUCUACGGCAACGUCUUCUCCCAAACCACGAUAUGCAGGUUCGAGGCUCUCCAACUAAGCUUCAAAAACAUGUGCAAACUAAAACCCCUCCUGCAAAAAUGGCUCGAAGAGGCAGACUCAUCAACCGGCUCCCCAACCAACAUCGACAAAAUCGCCGCUCAGGGCCGCAAACGAAAAAAGCGCACCUCCAUCGAAGUGAGUGUCAAAGGCGCCUUAGAGCAACACUUCCACAAGCAACCAAAACCCUCCGCCCAGGAGAUAACCAGCCUCGCCGACAGCCUCCAACUCGAGAAGGAAGUCGUCCGGGUCUGGUUCUGUAACCGGCGGCAAAAGGAGAAGCGAAUGACGCCACCAAACACCCUCGGUGACGGCAUGAUGGAGGGCCUACCACCCGGUCACCAAAGCCAAGGCGGCCUCCACCAAGGCUACCAUCCGCAGGAUCACCUCCACGGCUCCCCAAUGGGCCACAGCCACAGUCCCCCCAUGCUAAGUCCUCAGGGUCUCACGGCUCAUUCCCUUGCGGCCCACUAGCGUUCGCCUGGGCCUCCCCCACUGGGCCUCGUCACAUCCCAACCAAAUUCAUCCGGAACACCGGAAUCCGUGCUACCACCAUUCUACCAUCACUAUCUUCAAGCGCGCACCAGCAGCUACUCCAAUUCGUAGCUAGUCCGUCGCUAUCAAGCACAAUGGGAUUAAACGAGGAACCAAAACUACUUCUGCAAGGGAGAGGCUUUCAUUAAACUGCAGUAAUUCCCCCCCAAAAAAAAAACAAGUGUUUCGGGAAUUAGACUAUAAACUCUAAAAAAAGGACAAAUUCUCCGAAACUGCUCCAAGCAAAUUUCCGAGGACAUAAAAUAUAUAUGUAAAAAGAGAAGUAAAUAUUGAACUGUAAAUAAGAUUUAAAUUAGUAUUUUAAGUGUGAGCGACAAUUCCCGCGUCUCUGUUUAUUUCUCUCUCGAAAAAAAAAUAGUGAGUGUCUCAUAAUAAUUAUUUGUCAUAAAUUCGGUUGUUGUAACAGAAAAUUUUGAUUUGUAAAAUUCACGAUUUUUGAAGACUUCGUUUGCAUCGAAAAUCGAAGUUUAGCAAAAAAUUAUCCGAAUAGAUAUUUGCAAGAGACGUGUGCGAUUCCAUCGAGUCCCCCUCAUGAAAAAUAAGUCCCCGUCUGUAUAGAUUGGACCUUGCUAGGAAAAUUCUUGGGACCUUUCUCACACAAAUCGAGAGGAGAUAUAUUCGGCAGCUGCGCCAAUACCGUCAUCCCGCGUGUGAAUUGUGCAUAUUAAUACUUAGAACUAACAUUUACUAUAUAUAUAUACAUAAAUAUAUAUACAUGUUAAAUCUACUAUUAAAGGCUGUAGCAAGUGGGUUAUUAUGAUUAAGACACUAUUUUAUGUAACUUCGAUUUUUGUUAUUUCACUAAUAAUCUCUCCCCAAAAAUUUCCUCUCAGAUAUCAAAAAUAUUUUUUUAACCAUUUUUUUUUCAAUAUCUUUGUCCAUAAUUUUCCAUAUCUUUCUACUUUUUAAAAUAAUUGUAGUUUUCUGAGAGUUUUUUUGGUUAUGUGACACAUUACCCCAAUUCUUUAUUUUUUGGCCUAAAACUCCUU
Molecule: messenger RNA, 2848 nt
Organism: Leptopilina heterotoma
Lineage: Eukaryota; Metazoa; Arthropoda; Insecta; Hymenoptera; Figitidae
Gene: vvl
Product: POU domain protein CF1A-like
Exons: 2
Coding region: 441-1778 (445 amino acids)
Biological process (GO): brain development; regulation of transcription by RNA polymerase II
Cellular component (GO): nucleus
Molecular function (GO): DNA-binding transcription factor activity, RNA polymerase II-specific; RNA polymerase II cis-regulatory region sequence-specific DNA binding
Source: RefSeq, a predicted model, not a curated record